GUGGAAUGUAAACGCGUUUUUCGUCUGUCAGUUCGAUGCUGUCUACGAACGUUGUGUGUUCCUGCUGGAGAGAAAUAUAAGCCGUUCGUAGACCAAAAUUUUCGUGAUUACCCGGAAAAGAAACCAAACACUCAUUGACACGCAUUCGCGAUUAGUUUGCCAUUGGAAAGCCGACCGGCCUUACCUAAAAUUGAACGAAAUCACGGUCGAGAAUCAAAGCAUUUGCUAUACGACCAAAAUGAAUGUGGAUGAUUAUGAAACUCUUCCGACAGACCAUGUUGGAACCCAUAUGAUUGCUGGGGCCAUUGCAGGCAUUAUGGAGCACUGCCUCAUGUACCCAUUGGAUUCCGUUAAAACUCGAAUGCAAUCACUGGCCUCAACAGGAAGCGAUGGGAUUGUUGCCACCCUAAUCAACAUGGUAAAGCAGGAGGGACUUCUUCGCCCCAUUAGGGGCAUGGGGGCGAUGGUGUUCGGAGCUGGCCCUUCGCAUGCCCUGUAUUUCAGUUCGUAUGAAUACUUAAAGGAAACCUUUACGGAAAUGGUACCCAGUUCGAAGUACAACACUCUAUGCUAUGGUGGUGCUGGCUGUUUAUCAACACUUUUACAUGAUGGCGUCAUGAAUCCAGCAGAAGUUGUAAAGCAAAGAAUGCAAAUGGUAAACUCGCCAUACCGAUCAAUAGUCAGUUGCCUGGUCAAUGUGUACCGAAAGGAAGGAUUUGCGGCAUUUUACCGAUCUUAUACGACACAACUGACCAUGAACGUGCCGUUUCAAAGCAUCCAUUUUAUGAUCUACGAAUUUGCUCAGACAGUUACUAAUAAGGAAAGGACGUAUAAUCCGGCUGCUCAUAUGGCUAGCGGCGCGCUAGCUGGGGCUGUCGCCUCAGCAAUCACCACCCCAUUGGAUGUGUGUAAGACGCUCUUGAAUACUCAGCAAACUCCGCAGGCUGCAGGCCUGGUGCAAGCUAUGAAGCUGAUUUACCAGUUAAAAGGACCGGCGGGCUAUUUUAGAGGCAUGCAAGCUCGAAUCAUGUAUCAAAUGCCGUCGACGGCAAUUUGUUGGUCUACGUACGAAUUCUUCAAAUACCUGUUAGGAAGCACACAGGAUCUUCGAAUAGUCGCCCCAACGACUAAAGUUUUAGCCGAGGCAAAGUGCAGUGAGCCGAAUUCCGAUGAGGCCGCUCAGGCUCAUGCGGAGAAAGUCACAUUUAAGGCCAGAGAGAGUGGAUUACCAAGGGAGUUGCCCGCCAUGUCUGGCGCAGGUUUGUAUGGGUCAAUAUCAUUCAAUACCAUGCACAAUGCGGAUUAUCGGCAAAAAGAUUCAAUUUUGGAUGUGGCUCACACAUAGUUGUAAAUACUUCAUUUUUAAACGAUACAAAAUUGACUUGAAGAUUGGAGGCAUAAGUUCCCCGAAAUAACCGAAAACAAUAUUCAAACCCAGAUCUACUACUAUUUAUGCCUCCCUGUACAUACUAUAGUUUUUACUACCAUUUGUAUUCUAUGACAUAGUUGAGAUAUAAGUUCUAAUUAUCGUACAUAGUGUAAAUCUUCGCCAUUUUUAAACAUUCGUGAAAAUACAUUGGAGUGCGACAAUAAUGAGAAAAGAUGGUUAUUUUAAAUACAUCGAGGUGCUAUUUGCUGUAGUUGUCUGACUAAAGGUCAUCUGGAUUGGAAUAUUUGCUAUGUAUCAAGUAAACGAUUAUUCUUCACAUAAUAAUUCGAACUGUCCUCGUAGUUUGUUAUAAGAAGACUUGUAAAAAUAACGAAGAUUUGUGCUAGUUGUUUUGUAUUUGUCAUCAUAAGGUGACGUUUCUAAGCUGUGAUAAAGUCCUUAUCAACUGUUUUUUUGUAUGAUAUUGACUUCGUUCAGAUGGGGGUACUAUCAUAUUAUUUUUAACUACGUAUACACAUCAAAAUGUGCUAAUGUUUAUUUAAUUUAUAUCGAGUCUAUAUGCGGAUCCCAUAGAGUAUUUGUACAAGGCUUUUUCGAAAAUACGUAACAAUAUAAAACGGAAACUAGUUUUCUUAUGGACUGCAUGGUUUGCUUGGGACCGCCACAAUGCCUUAGUUUACGUGAGUCAAAUUGACCAGCGGAUCCUAAAAUUUGUAACAACAUUCUCGGAAUGCCGUGUAUACGUUUCAUUACACCGUGAUAAGGGUUCUUGUCACUUAAACCCAUUUAGUUUUACUGCGUAGUGUCAUAGUUUGUUUUGUUUUUUUUGUGAGGAAAGAACAUUUUUGUAAAAAGUGAUGUUUAAAUAUAGAUACAUGUUACACA
Messenger RNA from Dendroctonus ponderosae (mountain pine beetle), 2275 nucleotides. Its product is annotated as mitoferrin-1. Bases 239 to 1345 code for a protein of 368 amino acids. The transcript has 8 exons. Lineage: Eukaryota; Metazoa; Arthropoda; Insecta; Coleoptera; Curculionidae. Gene Ontology annotation, molecular function: ferrous iron transmembrane transporter activity. The record is from RefSeq and is a predicted model, not a curated record. Gene Ontology annotation, cellular component: mitochondrial membrane. Gene Ontology annotation, biological process: iron import into the mitochondrion.